Aegilops tauschii subsp. strangulata is the source of this 2094-nucleotide messenger RNA. Its product is annotated as L-ascorbate oxidase homolog. Gene Ontology annotation, molecular function: copper ion binding; oxidoreductase activity. NCBI's taxonomy places the organism in Eukaryota, Viridiplantae, Streptophyta, Magnoliopsida, Poales, Poaceae. The record is from RefSeq and is a predicted model, not a curated record.
UUAUAUUCUCUCCAUCCCUCCUCGCCCGCCCAGCCAGAUCGACCGAUCCCUUUCCUCCCUGCCACCCUUUGACCCCUGUGCGGCUGCGCCCCCCGCCACCCACCUCGCUCCACUGCACACUCAUCACUCCCUUGCUCAGAGGCUGAGGAGGCGAGGGAGCACUGUACCGAAGGUGUCGGCGGCGGCGGUGGUGGGAGUUUGCGCGUGUUGACGAAGGAGACUGGAAGCGGAGAUGCCGUCGCCCGCCGCCCUCUGCGUCUUCCUCCUCCUCGCGGCGGCCAGGGCCGAGGACCCCUACCGCUUCUACACCUGGAACGUCACCUUCGGCGACGUCUACCCGCUCGGCGUCAAGCAGCAGGGGAUCCUGAUCAACGGGCAGUUCCCGGGGCCGCAGAUCGACGCCGUCACCAACGACAACAUCGUCAUCAACGUCUUCAACAACCUGCCCGCCCCCUUCCUCCUCUCCUGGCAGGGGAUUCAGCAGAGGAGGAGCUCAUGGCAAGACGGCGUGUACGGCACAAACUGCCCGAUUCCUCCGGGGGGCAAUUUCACCUACAACAUGCAGUUCAAGGACCAGAUCGGGAGCUACUACUACUUCCCUUCUCUCGCGUUCCAUAAGGCGGCGGGCGGGUACGGCGGCAUCAGGGUCCUUAGCCGCCCGAGGAUCCCGGUCCCGUUCGAUCCCCCUGCCGGUGAUUUCACCAUAUUGGCUGGUGACUGGUUCAAGCUCAACCACACUGAUUUGAAAGGCAUUUUGGACAGUGGUAACGACCUUCCCUUCCCUGAUGGGCUCCUUAUCAAUGGCCAUGGCUCGAAUGGCAACAGGUUCACAGUAGACCAAGGGAAAACAUAUCGUUUUCGGGUGUCAAACGUCGGCAUCUCAACCUCGGUUAACAUAAGGAUCCAGGGCCAUUCCUUGCUCCUGGUGGAGGUGGAGGGAUCGCACACCAUGCAGAACACCUACUCCUCGCUCGAUGUUCACCUCGGCCAGUCCUACUCAUUCCUCGUGACGACCGACCAGCCACCCCAGGACUACACCAUCGUCGUCUCGACGCGCUUCACCAAUCCGGUGCUCACCAACACCGCCAUGCUCCAUUACAGCAACUCGAAUGGCGUCCCUGCGGCGUUGCCGCCUCCCCCGGGGCCGACGAUCGAGAUCGACUGGUCUCUGAAUCAGGCAAGAUCAAUCCGGUGGAACCUGACGGCGAGCGGACCGAGGCCGAACCCUCAGGGCUCGUACCACUACGGCCAAGUGAACACUACGAGGACGAUGAGGCUCGCCAACUCGCGGGUCACCAUCAACGGCAAGCUGAGGUACGCGGUGAACAGCGUGUCCUUUGUGCCGGCUGACACCCCGCUCAAGGUGGCCGACUUCUACAACAUCCAGGGGGUGUUCACGCCGGGGAGCAUGCCCGACGCCCUGUCCGGCGGCCCCGCGUACCUCCAGACGGCCGUCAUGGCGUCCAACAUGCGGGACUACGUCGAGGUCGUCUUCGAGAACGCUGAGGGCUCCGUGCAGUCCUGGCACAUCGACGGCUACGCCUUCUGGGUCGUCGGGAUGGACGGAGGGCAGUGGACGCCGGCGAGCCGUCAGAACUACAACCUGAGAGACGCGAUCGCUCGGUACACAUUGCAGGUGUAUCCUAGUGCGUGGACGGCGAUCUACAUGCCGCUGGACAACGUGGGGAUGUGGAACGUGAGGUCGGAGAGCUGGGGCAGGCAGUACCUGGGCCAGCAGUUCUACCUGCGGGUCUACUCGCCGGCCAACUCGUGGCGGGACGAGAACCCCAUCCCCAAGAACGCGCUCCUCUGCGGCCGCGCCUCCGGCCGCCGGACCAGGCCGCUCUGAAGUCGGUUUUCGUGUCACGAAGGGGUGACUGAAUCUGAGAAUCAGGUUGCUGAGCUCCAAAUUCUUUUGACUGAAAACAGGCUUUGAGAUGGUUUGUAUUUGUAGCGGCGUGCCGGUGCUAUUCGUGAUUCUUUUCCUGGAAAUUGUAGGCAAAAUGUUAUGUAUGGCAAGCAUCUUGCUUGCUCUUGUAGUUUGAACUGCAAAAAUGCCUUAUAUUUAGUUGCAGAGGUAGUACUACAUUAUUA